Messenger RNA from Salvelinus namaycush (lake trout), 1100 nucleotides. Its product is annotated as 39S ribosomal protein L41, mitochondrial-like. Gene Ontology annotation, cellular component: mitochondrial large ribosomal subunit. Bases 104 to 511 code for a protein of 135 amino acids. The record is from RefSeq and is a predicted model, not a curated record. The transcript has 2 exons. Gene Ontology annotation, biological process: translation. Lineage: Eukaryota; Metazoa; Chordata; Actinopteri; Salmoniformes; Salmonidae. Gene Ontology annotation, molecular function: structural constituent of ribosome.
CAAAACGUUUUAUUCUGACGUCGGGGUCUUCGAAUGUGUCUAUCUUGCCAUUGGCGCUGUUCAAGAUUUGCCCAACAGUUUGAGUCCAAAACUCUUCGAUGCGAUGGGCGUAUUGAAUGCUCUUCGACGGGGCAUUGUGAGAGGAGCCGAUCGUAUGGCUGAAUUCACCAGCAAACGUGGCUCAAUGACUCACUACAAAGGCAGAGGGGCACAGCCAACAGGAGUACUAACCUCCAGCAGAAAAUUUGUUCCAGUACAGGCAAUGAUCCCCCAGUUUGUGGUGCCUGACUUGGAGGGAUUCAUACUCAAGCCCUACGUGUCGUACCGCACCCCGGCUGGAACGGAGCCCGCUGUCACCCCUGAGGGUCUGUUCUCCGAGGCUGUGGCCCAGCAGAUCCAGAAAGACUUUGAGGAAGGCUCCUUUGAUAAGGAACAGCUGGAGAAAUACGGAUUUGAGCCCACGCAGGAGGGAAAGUUAUUUAAACUAUACCCAAAGAACUUUAUACAAUAAAAAGGCCACCCAAUCUGAUCUAUCUGGAACUCUGACUUAGUAUCAAGAAUCGUUAACUAAUUUUGUUUGUGUUGGGAGGUCAAGUAGUUGCUAACCAUUUGAGACCGCUGAGCUGAUCAUAUGUUACUGGACCGUGGUGUAUUGUGAAUGUGCUUGCUGAAAGUACUAGUAUGUGGUAUUUGGACUCAAACUGUUGGGCUAUCCCUUUAGCAUACGUUAAAGGGAUAGUUCACUCAAACAUAUUUUAGUAUUUUGUUCAUUAGUCCACUGUUGAUAUGGUUGCCAACAAUGGGGACAUGUCGGAAGUAAAGUCUCCAAGAUAUAGCACUUUCAGUACAAAUCUACAUGUGAAUAUGUAUUUUCAUCACUCUUUGCUUUUUACCAAAAGUGUUCCAUCUUGAAGAUUUGACAUUUUCAAAAAAUAAAUAAUUGGUGCUGGUUGUUUUGUGUUUUGAACAUUGAAAUAAGCGAGGCAGGUACGGUCGUGGGAAAUAUAAUAUGCAUUCUUCUGCCUCUGCCUCCAGAGGGGUAUACUACAAAGUGGGAUCAAUGAGUUAGCCAGCUAACUUGAAUAAAUAUUCUGAAAUCA